Messenger RNA from Peromyscus eremicus (cactus mouse), 1632 nucleotides. It is a transcript of the gene Cnot8, whose product is annotated as CCR4-NOT transcription complex subunit 8. Bases 316 to 1194 code for a protein of 292 amino acids. NCBI's taxonomy places the organism in Eukaryota, Metazoa, Chordata, Mammalia, Rodentia, Cricetidae. The transcript is spliced from 8 exons. The record is from RefSeq and is a predicted model, not a curated record. Gene Ontology annotation, molecular function: poly(A)-specific ribonuclease activity; nucleic acid binding. Gene Ontology annotation, cellular component: CCR4-NOT core complex; CCR4-NOT complex; P-body.
CUCUGGGCACCGGGGCUCGCGUCUCACUGGCUCGCUGGGUUCCUGGAGCGGAUCCGGGGCAAGAGGGAAGAGAGCUCCGGGUCAAGGGCCGCUGCUGCCCGGACUCGGCUGCCAGCCCGCGCUCGGCGGGGCCGCCAGCCAGGAGUCUCAGCUGGUUGGUUGUGGUGGCGCAUGCCUUUGAUCCCAGCACUUGGAGGCAGAGGCAGGUGGAUCUCUGAGUUCAAGAUUGGAGCCAGUGUGGACAAUCCAAUCAAACAGAAGGAGGCUUGUUCGCUAACAUAGUUGACUCACGGUGGCUCCUCAGGUGCCUUCAGGAUGCCAGCGGCACUUGUGGAAAACAGUCAGGUCAUCUGUGAGGUGUGGGCCAGCAACCUUGAAGAAGAGAUGAGGAAGAUCCGGGAGAUUGUCCUCAGCUAUAGCUACAUCGCCAUGGACACAGAGUUUCCGGGUGUUGUGGUUCGACCAAUUGGUGAAUUUCGAAGCUCCAUAGAUUACCAGUAUCAGCUUUUGCGGUGCAAUGUUGACCUUCUGAAAAUCAUCCAGCUGGGCCUCACAUUCACAAAUGAGAAAGGGGAGUACCCUUCUGGAAUCAACACAUGGCAGUUCAACUUCAAGUUCAACCUGACAGAGGAUAUGUACUCCCAGGAUUCCAUCGACCUCCUUGCAAACUCAGGGCUGCAGUUCCAGAAGCAUGAGGAGGAAGGGAUCGACACACUGCACUUCGCAGAGCUGCUUAUGACAUCGGGAGUGGUUCUCUGUGACAAUGUCAAGUGGCUUUCAUUUCACAGUGGUUACGAUUUCGGCUACAUGGUAAAGCUGCUGACAGAUUCUCGAUUGCCAGAAGAAGAACAUGAGUUUUUCCACAUCCUGAAUCUUUUCUUCCCAUCCAUUUACGAUGUGAAAUACCUGAUGAAGAGCUGCAAAAAUCUUAAGGGAGGUCUUCAGGAGGUGGCCGAUCAGUUGGAUUUGCAGAGGAUUGGAAGGCAGCAUCAAGCAGGCUCAGACUCCCUGCUGACAGGGAUGGCUUUCUUCAGGAUGAAAGAGCUAUUCUUUGAGGACAGUAUUGAUGAUGCCAAGUACUGUGGGCGCCUCUAUGGCCUGGGCACGGGCGUGGCUCAGAAGCAGAAUGAGGAUGUGGACUCUGCCCAGGAGAAGAUGAGCAUCCUGGCCAUGAUCAACAACAUGCAGCAGUGACAGCACGUGCAUCCUGCCGCCUGGGCCAUCUCCCAGCCACUGACCUGCGGCGUCUGCUCCGAGCAGAGACUGGGUUUCUGUUUAAAGAUGCCUUUAUUUUAGAUCCAGAAGAAGGGGUUUGCUCUGAAUCUGUAAACAAGUCUUCCUUGUCCUCAUGCCCACGCCCCUCUGCUGCCUCCUGCCACCAGCAUCCAUGGCUCCGUGGACACCUUUUUAAACCUCCGGGAUGUCUGAAACAAACCAGUAAAAUGUAUCUGACUCUUGUGUGUUGUCCUUCUUGUUCUUUUGGCUUUGCAGCUCUGAUGAUAUUCAGAUGAGCCGAGGCUGCCAGGGAACAUGGUGUGUGUCCUUGGGAAGUAGGUCUGCAGCAGCAACAGGCUCUGCUGGCCCUGUCAGUGCUUCUCCAGACGGCAGUCCUGACUUAAAUUGAUUCCAUGA